Messenger RNA from Suncus etruscus (white-toothed pygmy shrew), 1158 nucleotides. It is a transcript of the gene CATIP, whose product is annotated as ciliogenesis associated TTC17 interacting protein. Gene Ontology annotation, biological process: actin filament polymerization; cilium organization. Lineage: Eukaryota; Metazoa; Chordata; Mammalia; Eulipotyphla; Soricidae. The coding region runs from base 1 to 1158 and encodes 385 amino acids. The transcript is spliced from 10 exons. The record is from RefSeq and is a predicted model, not a curated record.
AUGUCCUCUAAUCCUGUAUUCUCCGGUGGGACAGACUCCCAAGUCACGAGCCAAGUUGAUGGGCCUGACAAUCUGCAUCCCAUCGAGGCCAAUGCUGACGCCAUCCUCUUCCUAAACUCUCUCCAACAGGAGGAGCUGCAGCUGUUUCUUUUUUCUGAGACUCUGGUCAUGGUCUCGGACUCCGGGGAGCCACAGGGAGAACUGACCAUUCAAGUACAGAAAGGAAGUCGCGUAGAUGAAUUUGGGAUCUUCACCCACUGCCUCUUCGUGCAUGCCUUCAGUCGGGGCUUCAUCAACAAGACCGUCUGUGGGAACUCUCUCCAGGGAUAUCUCUCAUGGAAUAUGGAGAUCCUGGAACAGCAGAGUCAGGAAUUUAUCAAGUUACAAAGCAUUCCCAUGGAGCAGAAGCUAAACUUGGUGACCAAGGAUGACCGGCUGAUUAUAACCAGGCGUGUCAAGGAGGGUGAGGAUGUGAAGACAGAAAGGAUCACCAAGUCCUGCAGCUCUAUUGCAGGCUUUAUCUCUGAGGCUGCCAACCUGGUGUUGCUGAGGGUGAUGGCCUGGCGACAGAUGGUGCCCAGCAAUGCCCGUUUUCUGGCCUUGGACACAGAAGGAAAACUCUGCCAUUCUACCUAUCAAUGCCUGGGCUCCCAGACAGUUGAGAUCAACCACCAGCAGGUAGAAGUGUUUGUCGUGGAGCAGAACAUCCACUCCCAAGUGGGCAUCCCUUCAUCUUGUCAGUUCUACCUGCUCUCCGAUGGGCACUUAGCCAAGAGAAUCCAGGUGGGCUCCCCUGCGUGCUGUAUGAUCUUCAAGAUGCCCAAUGUGAGGGAGAAGGAUGAAAUUGAGUCUCCCCCAGUAUUUGGGAAGAAGGACCUGGUGUGGGAAGAAGAUGCUGAGCUCUACUCCAAAUUCAUAGACCGGAAGGAGGAGCUCCGUCUCAGUCACAGCAGAUAUCUGGGGCAGCACCCAGAGGCUAAAGCAAUCAUCUCCGACUUCCUGCUCUUCUUGCUGCUGAGCCAGCCAGAGGACGUGGUCACCUUCGCCUCCGAGCACUUCAGUCCCUACUCACCUUUCGAAAUGCCACUCACAUCCUGGACCUCGAAACACCGGCUGUCCCUCUUCUGCUUGCCGGUGUCCAGCUGGAAAGAGGCAUAG